Molecule: messenger RNA, 2585 nt
Organism: Wyeomyia smithii (pitcher-plant mosquito)
Lineage: Eukaryota; Metazoa; Arthropoda; Insecta; Diptera; Culicidae
Product: phospholipase A1-like
Exons: 3
Coding region: 1539-2528 (329 amino acids)
Biological process (GO): lipid metabolic process
Molecular function (GO): lipase activity
Source: RefSeq, a predicted model, not a curated record
ACUUUCUGGGACUUAGAGAUUUUUGAGCUGGGAAACAAUCUUAUUUCACUUGUCCUAUUCUCAAUUCCACUUCACUGUCAAUCUCACUCCACGGAGGUGAUUUUUGUCACCUCACUUGAGAUGGAAUCGGGAAUAGGUCUAAAAAAGUGAAGUGAGCGUGAGGGUGAAAUAUAUUUCACCGUGAAGUGACUCCCGUAAUAAGCACCACAGUCAGUAUUCAGACGGUUUGCCUAUCUGUCUCUUAGCGGUUAUAUUGAAGUGUUCGGAAUUUGAAUCAAAGCCGAAUUCUGAAUUUUCGUUAUUCUCAUAUGCAAAACUUGUUUUAAUAUAUAUAAAUAGCACUUGAUUGCAAUAAAAACAACUAACUUGCUAAACCUUUGAGAUCGAUGAGAAUAUUUUUCUUUGAUUUUUAGUGUUCGAAAUUUGAUGCUGUACGGUACGAAGUUUAUUUUUUGAAAAUAAUUUUCAUUAUUUAAAAGCAUAACAAACACUUAUAUUCACCACAACAUGAACAAAGAGGCUUUGCGACCGUUCAAGCAAACAGGAUUUUGAGAAAAUUAUUUCUACAUUAAAUAUACUAACCUUUGCUUUACUUAGAUGAAGUCUUAUUUUGUAUUUCUAGGGUCACUGUAGAUUUCUGUAAUGAUUAAUUGUAUGAAAUUACCUUAAUGUAUAUACUAUACAGAACUUCCUGUCGAAUAAGAUUAAUGAAAGUUGCUUCAAGGCCUUGAUCUGUUGCUUAUAAAAUCGAAAAUUCAACUUCAAGUAGCUAGAACUGACAAAAUAUAAUUCUUUAAACAAUAUAAAAUUUACAGUCUCUAUGAUAAAACUAGAUAAAUCAUGUAUUACUUGAAUGAACUUAUUCGGCACUAUGUUUCCAUCGCAACGCUUCUCAGUGGGGAAUAUAGAUUAACUAUUGACAAUUAUUUAUCGAACGAACCAUAGUAUUAUCGCUAAUCAUCUCGAAACAAAACUAAAUACCCCAGCUGCAGGCACGUGCGGAUGCUAAUCAGUGACAUGACACCCGAUAAACUAUUAGACAGAAAGAUAGAUAGACAAGGAGUACAAAAAAAAAAACUAGAUAGCAGUUCGAUAGCUGGUUAUGAUGACAUCCAAAAAUAAAUACAAAACUUGCGCUUGUCUAGUCUGCUGCGCGCGUGCGUGUGUACCGAAGAGCCGGCCAAAAUGUGUGCUGCUCAAGCUUGACAAAAUACGGAUGAUAUAAGUCGACCGGAAAUGCGACCGGGCUGUUAAAAGCUGCGAAAGUUUCGGCUAUCCGAACGCUCGCUUCAGGUGGGGAGAUUAUUCGCCAGUCUGGAAAGUAAUCUUCGCCGGUGUGGAGUUGAGUUUUUUUUUGUUUUGUUUCGUUUUUUUUCGUAGCUCCACCACCGGUCCUCACCGUAGGGAGCAGUCUGAUUGAUAACAACGCGGGCUAUACUUAGUUUUGUUGUGGAGUAUUUUGUUCGAGUGGUGCCGAAUAGGUGAUCAGUAGUGCUUUAAGUUUUAGUAAAAUAAGUUGAGAGCUGUGUUGAGACUAAAUGUUCCAAAGGAUUCUACUCGUGGUGGUACUGACUCUCGGAACAUCGCUAGCAGACGAUGACGCAGCAAAUGUCGGCGUCCGUUCAUUUGCAGCGACUGGUGCUGCGAAUCGAAUCGGUGGCUUUGGAGUCAACUUCAGCGCAAAACGUGACGUACGUUUCUAUCUGUACACGCCACUUACGGCGAACGAACCGCACGUGUUCUCGAUUGAUACGGUGGGGACACUGACACGAACCUUCUACAACAGCAGUCUGCCGGUGCGCAUCGUCAUUCACGGUUGGAUGAACAACUAUACUUCGCUGGCGAUUCAGGGCGUCAAGGAGGCAUACCUGGCGAAGGGGGAGUACAACGUUAUCGGUGUGGACUGGAACAAGGGUGCCGCGGAAGCGUACCUUCGCGCUUCCCAGUACACCCUGGCCGUCGGGUACGUAGUGGCCGAUCUCAUCCAGCGCAUGGUGCGCUCGAAUAUGGCCACUGUGGAGCAGAUCUAUUUGGUUGGUCACAGUCUGGGAGCUCAUAUUGCUGGUUGUGCCGGGAAUUUGGUGAAUGUUGGCAAACUUAAAGUCAUUUUUGGACUCGAUCCGGCAUCGAUUAAUUUCUUCGAAGAUGAACCAAAAACUCGACUCAGUCCUGAUGAUGCUGAGUAUGUGGAAGUGAUUCACACCAGUACGCAGUUCUCCGGCUAUCCUCAUCCUAUCGGGCAGGUGGAUUUCUACGUCAACUAUGGAAAGAAACAACCGGGCUGUCUGUCCGAGUCUUGCAGCCAUGGAAGAUCGAUUGAGGUUUUUAUGGAAUCGUUGACGACUGAGUGCAAAGGAUUCUGGGGUGCCCGGUGUGAUGAUUAUAAUGAACUGAAAACGAAAACUUGUUAUAAUCUGAAGGACCAAGCUCUGCUCGGUGGAGAUCCUCCAAGGUGGAAUAACAGCAAGGGUAUUUACGUGGUGAUCACUGCCGUCGAUCCUCCUUUUGCUUUGGGUUAUAACUACUAAGUGUGAGAGUGAAUAGCAUUGUAUCGAUUGAUAGUAUGAAAUAAAUUAAUAAUCACG